GAGGGGAGAGGCGAGAGGUUUAGUGUGUGGAGCUGCUCGCGCUCCGCCUGGGCUGUCAGUCCCGGCUCCAGCCGCCGCGAGACCUUCCCGGAGACGCGCGCACACACGGCGCACCCCCUGCACACCGCACGCCCUCGCUCCCUGGCUCACACACACGCACACACUCAGCCUGGCCGAGCAGGAGCCACUGACCAUUUUGCAAGUGCCGGGACCAGCUGCGGCGCCCUGGGUACAAACACUCCGCGUUCCCAGUCGGGGCUUUCGUCUUGGAGACCACGACGAGGGGCGAAGGUGGGCUAGGAGGCGGACCCGGCGCUGAGCACCGGUCGGGCCGCCUUGCUGGCAGAGCCGCCUCCCGGGACGGGCGCGGGCCUCCGCAGAGAGUAGAAUAAAGAGGAGCGGCCGCAAUCGCAGCGCGAGGAGGAUGGGAACUCCCCUAUUCCAAGCUCUGUAACAAACGGAUGGAAAUCCUGAAUGGAGGAACCGCUGAUUUCAUUUGCUUGAGAAAUCGUCCGGAGGAACUCAUAUUUGGCUACUCUGAGCGGUGGAGGGGGUGUCCAUGACGUGGCAGGGGGAAAAUAGACAUCCGAAACCUCCCGUGUGAACUGCAAACUGUAACCAAGCAAUGGGAAAAUGAUACCUCGCUAUAUUCUAAUUUCAUGCAAAGGGUUUUAAGCAUCUGUAUCAUAAACUUACUUCUAUGCCUUGUACCCAGUUCGCCAGAGACCAGAGGAGUCCUGUCUGGGGACCCCAUCAUUAUCCGGGAGACCCGCCGCCAGCGGCCUGCCUUCGUUUACCCACAUCCCCCUGGAACGGAUAUCUGUUUGGGGUACCACAGGCUAUCCUAUAGAACUAUGGCCAAAUCUUCGUGAAUGCUUUGCUAAUUCUGGGACUUAACUCCUGGAACCUACCUCUGGGACUGGAAUUUAGCCUAAAUGCAUCUGAAGAAAUGACAUUUUAUGCCGCUUUAAAAAUACCUUAAAAAAUUUCCUGUGUAGCAGGAUUUGAUAGGUUUAACAACAUGACAGGUAAGAACUUUCUCUCUUUCUAGUCCCUGAACGCCCCACGCAGGGAAGGCCGAAGCGGAACAGGACCCUGGAGGAAGAAGAGCCCGGGGACCCGGCUGCCCUUCGGGUUCUCAGGCGCUCGGCCGGGCAGCUGCUUUUGAGAGAGGCGCAGCCCUCGCUCCUGGACCGUGGGGCCGGAGGCUGGGGAAGCUUCUGGGGCGCGCGCGGGGAGGCGGCGCUGCGCUUCACCUGCCUGCCCCGGACACAGCCCCGGGCGAGGCGUCGAGGGACCACCCCAAGUCAAUAGUGGGUUUUUAAUAAACCAAGGAAUGGGAUUUUAAUUAUUCAGAACCCAGCUCCUCCGGGCCAGAUGCUGUUAGGAUGGUCCUACUCCCACAGUAUUAAAGAGACCCAUUACUAAGAGGACGAGAAAAGCGUCCAAGACAUCCGUCGCAAUUACGAACGAACCAGAGACUUGGUAGCACAGGGCAUUGAUCGCUGGUGCCCAACCGACCCUCCUCCCCUCUCCCCAUUCCUCCCCCCCGCCCCCCCCCAACCCGAGGCAGGCUCUGGCGGCGGCCGGGACCUCGCGUCCCUACAUCGUGGCGGGAGCUGCAUUUUUCAUGAGCCCGGGGUGAACAGGUGCGAAGUGCGCUGGGAGCAUCCGGCCGGCGGCCGGGAGCAGGGAACAUGGAGAGUGAGCGCGACAUGUACCGCCAGUUCCAGGACUGGUGCCUCAGGACUUACGGGGACUCAGGCAAGACCAAGACGGUGACCCGUAAAAAAUACGAGCGGAUCGUCCAGCUCCUCAACGGCUGCGAGUCGAGCUCCACGGACAACGCCAAAUUUAAAUUCUGGGUCAAAUCGAAGGGUUUCCAGCUGGGCCAGCCGGACGAGGUCCGCGGGGGCGGCGGCGGCGCAAAGCAAGUGCUCUACGUGCCGGUCAAGACCACGGAUGGCGUAGGGGUAGAUGAGAAGCUAUCUUUGCGGCGGGUAGCCGUGGUUGAAGAUUUCUUUGACAUUAUCUAUUCAAUGCAUGUGGAAACAGGGCCAAAUGGAGAACAAAUUCGGAAACAUGCUGGACAAAAGAGAACUUACAAAGCAAUUUCAGAGAGCUAUGCCUUCCUACCAAGAGAAGCGGUGACACGGUUUCUAAUGAGCUGCUCAGAGUGCCAGAAAAGAAUGCAUUUAAACCCAGAUGGAACAGAUCAUAAAGAUAAUGGAAAACCUCCCACUUUGGUGACCAGCAUGAUUGACUACAACAUGCCAAUUACUAUGGCCUAUAUGAAGCACAUGAAACUGCAGCUGCUAAACUCACAGCAAGAUGAGGAUGAAAGUUCAAUAGAAAGUGAUGAAUUUGAUAUGAGUGAUUCAACACGGAUGUCAGCUGUGAACUCUGACCUUAGCUCCAAUCUUGAGGAAAGGAUGCAAAGUCCCCAGGCUCUUCAUGGCCAGCAGGAUGAUGAUUCUGCUGCAGAGAGCUUUAAUGGCAAUGAGACUCUGGGGCACAGUUCAAUUGCUUCAGGGGGAACACACAGCAGGGAGAUGGGCGACUCUAACGGUGAUGGCAAAACUGGGCUGGAGCAGGACGAGCAGCCACUGAACUUGAGUGACAGUCCCCUCUCAGCACAGCUGACUUCAGAAUACAGAAUAGAUGACCACAGCAGUAAUGGAAAAAACAAAUAUAAGAAUCUGCUAAUUUCUGACCUCAAGAUGGAACAAGAAGCAAGAGAAAAUGGAAGCAAGUCCCCUGCACAUAGCUAUUCAAGCUACGACUCGGGCAAAAAUGAGAGUGUAGACCGAGGUGCUGAGGACCUGUCCCUAAACAGGGGAGAUGAGGAUGAAGAUGACCACGAUGACCACGAAGAUUCUGAGAAAGUUAACGAGACAGAUGGCGUUGAGGCCGAACGGCUGAAAGCUUUUAAUAUGUUUGUCAGGCUGUUUGUAGAUGAAAACUUGGACCGAAUGGUCCCAAUCUCUAAGCAGCCCAAAGAAAAGAUCCAGGCUAUCAUUGACUCAUGCAGGCGACAAUUCCCUGAGUAUCAAGAGCGUGCCCGAAAACGCAUACGUACUUACCUCAAGUCCUGCAGGCGGAUGAAAAGAAGUGGUUUUGAGAUGUCUCGACCUAUUCCUUCCCACCUUACUUCAGCAGUUGCAGAGAGUAUCUUGGCUUCAGCCUGUGAGAGUGAGAGUAGAAAUGCCGCCAAGAGGAUGCGUCUGGAUAGACAACAGGAUGAAUCUGCUCCAGCUGACAAACAGUGUAAACCAGAGGCGGCCCAGGGCACUUACUCAACCUCAGCUGUUUCAGGCUCCCAGGAGGUGUUGUACAUCAACGGAAAUGGGACCUACAGUUACCAUAGUUACAGAGGGCUCGGAGGGGGACUGCUAAAUCUGAACGAUGCUUCUAGUAGUGGACCCACUGAUCUCAGCAUGAAGAGGCAGUUGGCGACCAGCUCAGGAUCCUCCAGCAGUUCGAGCUCCAGACCCCAGCUGAGUCCAACUGAAAUCAAUGCAGUGAGACAGCUGGUUGCAGGAUAUCGGGAAUCCGCUGCAUUUUUAUUGCGUUCCGCAGAUGAACUGGAAAAUCUUAUUUUACAACAGAACUGAGUCCAGCGACGAUCCUCUUCACUGAGGUUUAAAUUUGCAGUUUCCACUAAUGACGUUUUGAUUUCCCAGCAGAGAUGCGUCUGGUCUUACUGCACAGUCUUAAGAGAAAUAUUUCCAUUAUGCCACAUUGUCCUUGAUCCAUAAAGUGAUGUGUUUAGGUGCUUCAAAGGAACUCUGGCCUCUGAAGUACUUGAGAUACUUUAAUGUGUCCAGCCUACUGUUUUUUGUUUCAGUGUGCCAGCAUAAAUACCUGGGGCAAAAAAAAAAAGGCUGUAUAUUCCUAAUUCAAGGAUAAAACAGAAGAAGCUUGUGGUAUAAAAAGUAGUUCAAGAUCCAACUGAAAAUAUUAGUGGAAUUUGCUACUGACUUACUGGACUGAAAGCUGCAGUAUCUGGCAAAAAAAAAAAAAAAACCAAAAUUUCUCAUUGCUACAGGAUAUAACAAUGAAAAGGAUCUUGUAUUUUAAAAAAAUAUGUAAUUUUUAUAAAAAGAAAACUUGUUUUUCAUUCAGAAUUGUCAUUUUUACUUUGGUAACUUUUUCAUAGGUCCUAAAAAGAAAACUGUUUUGAGAAACUACUGUAAGUACCUUUUCCACCUCCCUUUGCCUUCUCCUCUUUCCAAAUUCUUUCUACAAAAAUAACACUUGAUGCUGGGGAAAAAAAAAAAUACCCUUGCCUACGUUCUUUAAAUCGUCGCAUCAGGAACUACUUCCAAGAGAAGCCUGCGUUUCUGCACUCAUGCUGGUCUCAAGCAUUCCACUCACCAUUGCAGCUUUACCAUAGCGGUUUUCAGCACAGAAUUUUUUAAUAUUGAAAAAGACAUAUCAUUGAAAAAAAAAAAAUGACACCUUGGUUUCCUACAGCUGCUCUCCCCAGAUUGCCGCUGCUGUCUUAUGGCAUCCCUCUAGCAGCCAUUGGAUGUCGAUGACUGAAUGUUAAAGAGGUUGCAAGUGACAAUCUGAAAAUUUGCACUCUUGUGUGUAGUUUUCUUUUCUCUUUCAGAAAUAGUUCCCAAAAAGACCAUUACCUCUCCUGAUAUGAUUUGUAUAAUUUACAGUUGUAGGUAAAAAUGAUGUAAAGAACUCUCAGUGGAUGCAGCUGCAAUCUACAAUGAACUGUCCCCUCCUCUUCCCCAUAUUUUGCCCUUCUUCCUUAUUUUAUAGUGUUGAAUACACAUGAAUGGUGUUUUCUUUGUGCACUGAGGCAAGCCUAUUUUUUAAAUAUUUAGGGAGGAGUACAUCAGUUUACGCUUCUUGUACAAUUUUUUUCUGUUGUUUGGCUUCGGUUGGAUUACAGGUUCUUUGUGCAUUCCUGAAUUUGCCUUAUUUCAUGUAAAAUUUAUGUCAUUUGGUUUUUGAUAAUAAGUUGAAGACAUCAGUGAUAUUUCUUAACUACUUGUUACAUAUAGUUUUUCAAGUAAUGACUGUGAUUGUGACCAAGUAAUGUGCACUUUUUCUUGUAACUGUGGACAUUGCUAUGCUCUUUUCUUCUAGUGUUUCUAGAAUUACUGUUCCUUACAGUUACGUAAACAAAAAACAAAAAAACAAAAAAGAACUUUUGUGAUACUGUUGGUGAAUAUAAUGUGAAAAUCUUAUUGAAAUAUGAGUAUUUUGGAAAUACAUAGAUGCACAAACAUCUUUUAAGGUGUGGAUUUAGAGUUUGCUUAUUUAAAUGAAAAUUCAAAAACUGAGGGCUGGUAUAAUUUUCUC
Balaenoptera musculus (blue whale) is the source of this 5322-nucleotide messenger RNA. It is a transcript of the gene NOL4, whose product is annotated as nucleolar protein 4. The coding region runs from base 1698 to 3614 and encodes 638 amino acids. The record is from RefSeq and is a predicted model, not a curated record. NCBI's taxonomy places the organism in Eukaryota, Metazoa, Chordata, Mammalia, Artiodactyla, Balaenopteridae. The transcript has 11 exons.